AUGCUGUUAAAUGCGUUUGAAAGAUCCGCCUGGAGAAUCGUGGCGUCACUGUGCAUGCUCAUGUAUGAUCUGGCGGCGUGGAUUAUCGCCUCGCUACCUCCCUGGACGGCGACGCAGUACUGGAGUGGGAGGAAAUGUGCUCGUGCCGCUUCUGCUAGUGAGGAAAGUGCCGAUUUGGCCGCGAGGCGUAGGACACAUUCUCCUACAGCUAUGGGCCGAGUCCCUCCUUCUGGCUUGGCGAGAGCGAUGAGGCGGGAGGAUGUGAGCAAGGAGCACACCUCCUCGGGGAGUUUCCCUCGGAGGAUUGUGCUAACGAGAGCGUGGAGGUGGGUGGUAACGGCUGCGUUGGCGAUAGCUGCAUCCCUGAGGUGUUCGAACGUCAUCCCUGACGGCCCUCCCCCCACUCCGUUUUCGCAGCGGCACAGAAUUUUCGCGAAUGCAGCUGAGGUGAUGGUCACCACGUGGGCCUCGUCCGUUGAUGUCCAGUCAAUCUGUCCUGGUGGUGCGGAUGCGGCUCGGGGGGUUGUUGCCACAUUCACUCGACUCUCAACUCCUGGGGCAGCUUCACCUUCAUCCCCUCCACUUCCUUCGGUCGUUGAUACUGCGGCUGGCUCGGCAAUAAAGCUAGUCUCGCCGCUCGUUGGAAGCCGUUCUCCCGGCCUCGACCCCGCCCCGCAGCUCGCUGCCGCCCGCCUCUGCCUCCUCGUAAUGCCUGUGGCGGUUGGCGGCGGUUCCCCGGUGCCGUGUUCGCCGCGGCCGUUUGGCGUGGCGUCAGCUGCGCUUGCCUCGCCGGUGCGGUCGGCGCCGGUUGCCCCUGUUGCGGCAAUGUCUGUCGCGGGUUCUCCUGCUCGCGCGUGCUCCACGGUAGUCGACUCUGGACGAGAGUCGGCGGGUGUGGCCGUCCGACAGCGAGUGGUGUCGCCGGCGCCUGUGCCUGCCUUCGUUCUGGCGCCUGCGGCCGGCGUGGCGCCUCUCCCUGCUCCUGGCGCGGCGCCCUCUCCCGCGCCGCAUGUUCCGGUGUUGCCGUCGCCUGCUGAGACGGCGGCUGUUGCUGGGGUGGCACCUACGUCUGGCGUGGCGCCUCCUCUUGCGCCUGUGGCACCGCCCGUGGUGUCUCCUGCUGCAUCCCUUGAUGCACCGGGCGGGAAGUCUGCCCCUCCGCUCCCCGCGGCUUCCGCGUCUGGCCCCACCCUUCCUCCUGUAGUGCAGCAGCGUAACUCCCGUCCCCAUUCGCCCACCCCCCGAGAUGAGCGAGAUGUAUCUCGUCGACGGCGUGAUUCCCCUCGCCGGCGGCAGCCGCACGCGAACUGGCAUGCGCACCAGGGUGGUUGGAGGGGAGGUCGCGGUCGCGGGCGUGGCGGGUGGCUGGACGCGCCAGCAACGAUCGCGGACGUGCGACAGAUUGUGACAGAGGCGUUCCGCGACGGUCAGGCCGGCCCAGCGAGUCAGUACAGCUCGCGGCAUGCGCCUCCAACGCCGUCUGCUCCCCUUCCGGUCGCUCGCCCUGUGGUUGCUCCGGCGCCGGCGGUGUCACUGCCGGCUCCCUCAGCCCCUGCUCGCAGUGGUGGAGCUGGGCUUCCUCGGCUACAGCUUCCCUCCCUGGCGGAGGAGCUCCUUCCCCCGCGGGCCGAAGUUCCGGAGGCGACUCUCGGCCAGUUGUGGAGGCUCUCGGAGAGCCUCCGUGCGCUCCUGCUUGUGCAGUCCCUGGCGCACGGGUCUCUUCCGCCUGUACCGGCGGAAUCUCUGCUUGACGGCCCGCGGGACGACUGUCUUGAUGCGGCCGACCAGAUUGCCCUCCUCCUAGCGCCUGUGUUGGCCGCGCCCGUGCGGGGAGGCGUUGGGGCUGUGGGGCAACUGGACGCGGCUGUGCGGGACUUACGGAGGUACCUGCGGGCAGGUUCCGGAGCCGACGCGAUUGGCGCCGCCAUUCUGGUGGUCCGCUCGGUGUGGCAGACGAUGACGGGCAUUCUGCAUGCUUUGCAGGCGGAUCGGAUGUAG
Closterium sp. Naga37s-1 is the source of this 1998-nucleotide messenger RNA. The record is from the annotation of a GenBank genome assembly. NCBI's taxonomy places the organism in Eukaryota, Viridiplantae, Streptophyta, Zygnematophyceae, Desmidiales, Closteriaceae.